UCUUUUUAGAGUUCAUCCGCACCCCGUUCUCCCGCUCAUUCCCCAACCGCUCAGCUUUCUUUUGUCAUCUUGACUUCAAACUGUUCAACUCCUUUCACACAUUUACCAUCAAGAGACGUCACACGGAAAAAGGACCUGGGAUAUAUAUAUAUGCUAAUUGGUUGUUACAGGACAUAAAGAAGAUCACUUCACCAGAACAGAGUAAAAGAACUUGGCUAAUCCAAUGGAAGACCAAGAGAAGGACUUAUCUUCUACUGGAUUUGGGCCACUCUUUAUCAAAGAAGAAAAGGGGAAUACAGAUGGAAGCAUCGUGGAUCAGAGAGAUGGUAACCAAAACCCCGAAGGGCAAAAUUGCACUGGAAAACCGGGUAAACAAUCAAAGCCAUACAUCCAGGAAAUGGACGUCUUACUGAAAAGUUGUGAAAAGCUUACAGGUAUUCCUUUUAGAUCACGCCACAUUGAAGGUUACUCAGAAGCAAGUUUGAGUAAAUCCAGUUGGAAUCGAGGCAAAGAGGAGGUCCAAACAGAAACCCAUGUCGAAGCACGCAGCUCUACUCAAGACAGCCAUUCCUCCUGCUACAUUGACACAAAUAUGGACUGGACUGAAACAAAAACCGAACAGGCAGAAAGGCAAAACUUAGGCACAGUAAUCCACAGGCAUGGGACGUCUUAUCACUCCGAGAUGCCACUAUCCUCAGUAGGCAACAACCUGAGUGCCAGCAUGCUGGAGUGUGAGGGCCAGCUGUUGGGGAUGUUGGCCAUGCUUGAAAGUUGCAUGGAGGAGGCUGGCAUGGAGUUCGAGCCACAACAUCGGGUAGGAGAUGCAGGCCAAGACUAUGUGCACAUCAGAAAGGAUCCACAACAUCCCACUGGAACAGCCCAGAUGGAGGAUCAGCCAGAGAGCCAAACACUGUUGCCAAUGAAUGCUGAUUCUUUUGGCAAAGGCAAUAAUGCUUCAGAGGCUGGUGAGAUUGGAGAAGCAAUAAAUUCUGCAAGAAAAGGAAGUCCACAUGAUCAUUUGGUUGGUUGCUCAAAGGAGAGACCAGAGAGGCAAAGUAAUCUUGAAGUAGAUCUGAGGCAUGACUUCUUGUUUUCAGAUCUGCAAGUGCCUCUGGAGCAAGCAAACCAAGAUCCAAAGUUCUGUGGGGAAACAAGCACUGGACAAAGGUUCAAUGAAGAGAUUGGGAUUAUAGAAGACAUUGCCAAGGCAGGAGUCGAUGACACAAACAUGACUGAAGAGAGACAUAAAACUGAUCUUGAGUCGGACAUGAAUAGAUUGAGGUCUCAGAUGGAGGACUGCAUAGAGGAGGUGCAGCGGUUAGAGAAACGGAGAAAGGAGUUACUGUUGGAGGUGCUGCGGCUGAGAGGGCCCAGAGACGAAGAGGAAGUGGAAAGGGGAAGCAGGGACGAAAAGGAGACUGAGGAGUCGAUUGACAGAAAAGCCGUGAAGCUGUUCACUAUUCUCAGGACAGAAGAGGAGGGAAGACGAGAGGAGAGAAAAAGGGAGAUUCAAGGCCUCAGGGAAGAGAGGGCAGAGGAAGAGAGGAAGACAUGGAAGGUGAAUCUGGAGAGACAGGGACUGCAAGACGAACUCAGGAAGCUGAGGAGGAAGCUGUUUGCUGUGGCAAGGGACUGUGCCCAGAGUCAGGCAACACUAAACAACCAGCGUUGUGAUAUGGAAUUACUGAAGACGGAGGAGGAAAAGUUGAACUAUUUGGUGUUGCAGCUGACAGAGGAGACUUGCCAACUCAGAUCAGACCAGCAGGAACAAGUGUUGGCACUAGAAGCAGAGCUUCACCGCAGAAGCUCCGGACAGACCUCCAACACUCAGGAGGACCUGACUGAGUGCAGGAGGAAUUCCUGUGGGGAUGUCCAGCAGUACGUCCAGGGUGGACUGAAAGCACUGGAAGACAGAUAUGAACCCAUUUUGGAGGCACUGCUGAAGAGAAAAGAGGCAGCGGCUGGUGCCCUGGUGAAAGCCAAAGAGCAGUCCCAGGAGCUGAGGGUCCAGGUGAAACCUCUGAGGGAGGAGAUUCUGAAACUGCAGCUGGAGAGGACCUGUUUGGAGGAGAGACUCAAACUGACCUACAAGCAGAGGCAGGAGGAUGCAGGUCGCCACAAGGAAGCUGUGCGUUUUCUGGAGGAGAGAAUCCGAGAGCUGAGGACAGAGCUGGAGAUUCAGAAGAGAAAAACAAAGGACAUGGAGGAGUUGAGAGAAAACCUCACCAAGCAGCUCCUGCUUUACAGGACACCAACCGAGGUCCACCACAGCUGUGAUCAGCAAGGAAGACCAUGAGCAUGCUUUUUUUUGGGGUCGGAAAACAACCUUGUCAUUUGUGUUGUAAUUUUGAAUUUGUGAAAGAGAGUGAGCUUCAUAGAUUUCAAGUAUGCACUUUACUCAAAUUGUUUUGCUUGUAAAGGAUGACGCACCAUGUAGGAAGGUUUCUGUUUCGAGUAAAGGUCUGGUGUUUCUUACAGUGCGAGUGCGACUGAUGACUUAAUGUCUCUCUAAAGAACAGAGAGUGCUUCUUAGGCUUAUAAGGGCAAGAUUUUUGGAGAACUAAACAGUGCGGAACAAAUUAAUAGAGUGAGUGCGCUCAGGAAACAAGAGAGCACCAAUGUGUCAGGACAGGCACUCAUCUCUACGAAGCAGAGACAAAGCUUUCGGUCUUCAGUGUUAGAUUAAAGACUUGUAAGCACAUUUGCUGGGUUAGUAAGGUGCUAGUACAGCUCAUAACUACUUAAAUGGAAAUGUGAACAAGUAGGUUCACUGGCUGCUUAAGGAAAUUCAGUAAAAUGUGGACUAUGUGCAACAUUAAAAUGCCACUAGAUGUGUGCUCUGGAUUUUAGCUGGAUGUCCUUGAUGCACAUCCAGCUAAACUAUAGUCAUAAACUCUAGCGUUAGUAGUGCUUAUAUGGAGCUAAAACAGUUUUAUAACUCAAAAAUGCACAGAAUCCUUACCUCAUGUCUGCCUACUUGUCCUUGCAGAGUUGCGAGAUGCGUGUGCUGCCACCUUCGACCCCUGCAGCUUUUUCAGUAAAUCGGAAUUUUCUCUUUCAGUGAUGUCUGUUUAAAAAAAUAAAUAAAUUAGACAAUAAAAUAUUUACAUUUUAACAACA
This is a messenger RNA of Poeciliopsis prolifica (blackstripe livebearer), 3120 nucleotides long. It is a transcript of the gene sync, whose product is annotated as syncoilin, intermediate filament protein. The record is from RefSeq and is a predicted model, not a curated record. Gene Ontology annotation, cellular component: intermediate filament. The transcript has 6 exons. Bases 224 to 2296 code for a protein of 690 amino acids. NCBI's taxonomy places the organism in Eukaryota, Metazoa, Chordata, Actinopteri, Cyprinodontiformes, Poeciliidae.